Molecule: messenger RNA, 1905 nt
Organism: Babesia microti strain RI
Lineage: Eukaryota; Apicomplexa; Aconoidasida; Piroplasmida; Babesiidae
Product: ribonuclease Z
Exons: 11
Coding region: 1-1905 (634 amino acids)
Biological process (GO): mitochondrial tRNA 3'-end processing
Cellular component (GO): mitochondrion
Molecular function (GO): 3'-tRNA processing endoribonuclease activity
Source: RefSeq, a predicted model, not a curated record
AUGAACACUAGACAUACACUAGGGAGGAGGGGUAAGAUGGGGAUGUAUGUGCAGACACUCGGAUUCCAUGAUCUUUCUGUUCCCCCCUCAUUACAAGUAGUAUCUGAAUAUUGCAGGGUGUUAUUCAAUGUAGGGGAAAACAGUCAAAGAUUUAGGAUGGAACGAAAUCUGCACAUGAAUAAAAUCCACUCGAUCUUCUUCACCGACCUAUCGGUUUCCUCACUUACUGGGUUGCCAGGGCUACUAUUGGCCAUAGAUAGCUCUGAAAUAGAACAUAUUGAAAUCAUUGGCCCCAUUGGAAUUACAACCACGAUUAAACUAUUAUCUACAACCUUCAUGAACCUGAAAUACCUAAAAAUAAACGUUAUAGAGCUAACAACUGUCAAAUAUAUCGAUAUCACUAAGGGACUACAAAUAAUUUGUAUUCCACUCAUCAAAUCUGAUACUAAAAAAUUCAAACCUUCAACCUAUCGCAUUGCAUAUAUUGUUAAUUGUGGCGAACGGCCGGGGACUAUGGACAUCGACAAGGCCAUUAAAUUGGGGAUUCCUAGAGGCCCAUUGCUAGGUCAAUUAAAAAGAGGCAAAUCUAUCACUCUGCAAAAUGGCACUAUUGUACAUCCUAGUGAAGUGAUUGGAAAACCGAUCAUUGGCAGUCAAGCACUGAUACUUAAAAUAGAAAACGAUCAUGAUUUGCAACUGGUUAAAUCUACUAUUCCAUUGUAUUGCGAUACUAGUCGCUUGGAUUUUAUAUUCCACCUUAUGAAGAAUGAUAAUUACAACGAAUAUGAGAAUUCAAUUCACAUUUAUUUAGAUAAAUCAGAUCAUCCUCCCAAUUAUAUUUCGUUUUUAUGGGCUGAGAAGGCCAAUCUCACCCUUAAAUCUAUGUACAACAAUUGUACCACUCAUCACAACGAUAAUAAAGAAAAUCAAUCAAAUGCAUCAAUUAAUAUUGAGUGUGCUUGCAUUGGUGAUGAUAAACAGUAUCCACCAUUGACAAUAUUUAACAUGUACGGGAAAAGCAAGGUCACUGGUCAGACUAGGGAAGAUCGCAUUGACACAUCAAAUAGCCUACAACAUAUAUCGCAACUGAAACCAUUUCCAGUAAAUGAUUUGAUUUCCAAUUUCAAUUAUACUGAGGGGCCGCACAAGUUGGUUAUGUUAGGAACAGGCGGUUGUGCUCCAUCUCCAAUUAGGAAUGUAUCUUCAAUAUUGUUGAUCUACGAUAUGGAUUCUAGCAUGCUGCUGGAUUGUGGUGAGGGGACUUUGUAUCAACUGUAUGUCAAUUCUACAUCCUGGGGCAAUUUUAUAGCCACACUAUCUAGUAUAAAAGCUAUAGUGAUAACGCACUCUCACGCCGAUCACCAUAUGGGAAUUGCAGCUUUAGUGGCGUACCGAAAUAAAGUGCUACCUGAUGCCGACGUUAUUUCAGUUAUUUUACCAUCAAAAGUAAAAAGGUGGAUCGAGCAUAUUUUUAACACAUCAAUACGCAUUCCCUGUAACAUACUGGAUCACUCAUCUGCUAUAAUAACGCCAUUUAAAAUAACCCUAUAUCAGGUUUUGCACAUAAGCGAUUCUGCAGGAAUAACAGUUGAAGUCCCAAAUGUGUUCAAAAUAGUUUAUUCUGGGGACACCAGACCUUGUGAGACGACAAUAAACGCAGCUACUAAUUGCGAUAUUUUGAUCCACGAAUCCACUUUUUACCAACAAGAUUUGAGCCAUGCUGUGGACAAAAAGCAUACAACGGUAGAAGAAGCCGUGGAAAUUGCGAAACGGGCUAAUUGUAAACUACUAGUUUUGACACACUUUUCACAACGGUAUUCACUACCCAUUGACAUUAACACUAAUUGUAAUUUCCCCAAGGAUAAGAUCAUUGCAGCACUAGAUCACUUAGUUAUUCAUUUUUAA